GUAGGUAGGUAGGUAGGUAGGUAGAACUCCAAUUGCGAUGGUGUCUGGAAGCGCUCAACAGUGGCGACAGAGGAUGCUUCUUUGUCCUUUGUUUUCAUCCCUUGGUGUGAUCUCUUUGUUGAAGACUCACCAAAUAAUCCAAAAUCUCAACACCACAGCCCUAAUACUCAAUACAACUCACAAAAGCAUCGUCAAGAUGUCCUUCCGAGCAUCUAGAGUCCAAUCCCGAAUAAUGGAUCCGGAACUACCACCCAACGUCUCCACCGUCUUAUCCUCCCUAAUUCCCUCAUUCUUCUCCCCAAGUGGCCGUGGCUCCAUUUCUCCGUACACCAUAUCAGCAGGAUCGCGAGUCUAUUCUCCGACGAUGCCGUUGCAUUCUUGUCAGGAAGGCUGGCGCGAGAGCUUCACGAGCAUUGAGGAAGGGAGCGAAAAAGGGGACAGCAAGGUGGAGGAGGGGUUGUUAGCCAAACAGCAAGACCCCGAAGAAGGGCUACAGGCAGGGAAGAGGAUGCAGGGAAGGAACAUAACCAAGGCGGCACUGGAGAUCGUGACGCUUCUUGUGCUGGGAGCGGCACUUCUGGCUUUGGUGGUUUGGUGCUCGAGUAGCAUGCCGAAAAUGAUGGAAUCUCCGCAGAGUGUCUAGGGUGUUGAGGCGAUUUGGCUCUGUAUUGCAGGUCCUUGAUAGGAAGGUAUGAUAGGUAUGGUGGGGUGCAAUUCCAGUCGAGCCUUUCAUUGUCAAUCGAGGUAGUGCUUGUGAGGAUAUGGGUGUUGAAUUUCAUUUGCUUUGGUUGUUUUUUCGGUUUAUUCUUGAUACCCAGGGUGGCUGCUUCUGCGUAGAUGUUAAAUACCUGCGCUGAUAAAAUCAAUACCAACAGAGGUUCAAGAACGAAAAUCAAGCAGGUAAUGAAGCCACCUUGAGCAGAUAACCA
Amorphotheca resinae ATCC 22711 is the source of this 929-nucleotide messenger RNA. RefSeq lists its product as hypothetical. Bases 197 to 643 code for a protein of 148 amino acids. NCBI's taxonomy places the organism in Eukaryota, Fungi, Ascomycota, Leotiomycetes, Helotiales, Amorphothecaceae. The record is from RefSeq and is a predicted model, not a curated record. The transcript has 2 exons.